AUGGAUCAAUGGGUGACGGCAGCGAGCUCGCUGUUGGCUCUCCUACUAUACUACAACACUUUAGAUGCUGGAUUCGUGUACGAUGACAGGCGGGCGAUCCUAUCAAACCCCGAUGUCAUCGGACAUACAACAAUACGAGCAUUGUUUGAGAAUGAUUUCUGGGGGACACCUCUCACGGACUCUGGCUCACAUGGGUCUUAUAGACCCCUUUGUGUUGCAACAUACCGCCUCAAUUACGCCUUCAGCGGGUUUAAACCAUGGAGUUAUCACUUUCUUAACAUCGUACUUCACUCCAUAGCAACAGCUCUAGUAGUGACCACCGCAAAACGAUUAAUGCCACAGCAUUGUAUAAGAGUUGGUACUGCGGUCGCGGGUCUAAGCUUUGCUGCCCACCCCAUACAUACAGAAGCUGUGGCCAGUGUUGUCGGAAGGGCUGAUUUAGUCGCGUGUAAUUUUUUUCUCCUAAGCUUCCUGCUAUAUAUUGAACACGUACGUCUAAGACUUGAAAGACAGAAAAAGCAAUGUCGGCAUGUCAUCAAAAAUAAUAUUAUACGCUAUCAACUAAUGUCGAACGACCAAAAUUUUCGACUUAGUUGUCAUGGACUGGUUCAACAUAUUAUGAUGAAUGUACGAAGACUCUUGAAAGUAGGGAGAGCAGGCCCUUUAAAAAUGUUGAAUGCUUGUGAAGUAGGUAACGGAACAGUGAAACUUAAUAAGUGUCAGUGCGACAAUAGUGUAAGUGACGAUUCAGGUGAACUAUUGCAGUGGUGCACAUUAGCUGGGACAUUUCUAUUUGCUACUGCUGCCACUCUAUGUAAAGAACCGGCUAUUAUGGUAGUACCACUCUGCAUAUUUUACGACUUCUUAAAAGACACUCGACAGGGAGAGCCUUACUCAAAGUGUCGAUGGAGGAGCAUAUGUGCGCUCAGUACUGGAGGUUUUGUUCUUCUAUACUGGCGCCUGAGAUUAGCGGGUGCGCCUUCCGCGUUCGCAGCAGCUGACAACCCAGCAUCCCGUGAUCCAUCUAUAUUAACACGAUUUUAUACUUUUUCAUAUCUACCAGUAUUCAACUUCUUACUCCUAAUAUAUCCUUUUCAACUCAGUUUUGAUUGGUCCAUGGAUUCUAUUCCAAGAAUAACAACACUCUUUGAUAUAAGAAACAUCUACUCGCUCAUUUUCUAUGCGGUAAUAUCAAAAGUGACUUGGAUAGCGUUAUCCAAUGAAAUGAAAAAACAACAGGAAAGAAAAGAAAAAUAUUUUAAGAAGCAAAACAAUAGAAUAAAACAUAAAUGGAAUUACAACUCUAAACAAUACAACAGAAGACAAGACUGCGAAAGAAAAACUAUUAUACCCCAUAAAGAAAAUGCAUCUUUUAAAAGAACGAUUUGUCCAUGUAAUGGAUGUAAGCAUACACUUACAGAGGAACAUACGAAUGUAUGUAGAGUUAUUAACAAUAAUAAUACGGUAAUGCAUCAAUCUACUUGCGUUUGUCCAACAACCGUGGGUAGAUCUAAGAAAGAUAAUUCUCAAAAGAACGUGUACCGUAGUCCUCAAGUCGCAAUGCUAUUAUUCACAGCGUUUAUGAGCCUACCAUUCGUGCCAGCUAGUAAUAUUCUCUUUUACGUCGGUUUUGUUGUUGCGGAACGAGUUCUGUAUAUACCCAGUGUUGGUUUUUGCUUCUUACUUGGAUUAGGGGCAGGCACAUUGACGAGAAAUUGGCGCCGAUAUGAAAUGCGCAGUCGUAUGUUUAUGUCGGCUCUAUUGAUAACGUUACUAGCAAUGAGUAGUGCGACCAUGCGCAGAAAUCUAGAUUGGCGUGACGAGGAAAGUCUAUUCAGGAGUGCCAUACACAUCAAUCCACCAAAAGCAUAUGGAAACUUGGGCAGCGUAUUGAUCACACAAGGCAGGCUGGCAGAAGCUGAAGUUGCAUUUGAGAAAGCACUUAAUUACCGACCCAACAUGGCGGACGUUCAUUAUAAUCUGGGAAUUUUACAUCAAAACCAAAGACGAUACGGAGAAGCUAUCAAAAGUUUCGAGAGGGCAAUUUACUUUCGGCCUUCCAUGGCCCUGGCGUACGUAAAUUUGGGCACAUCACUUAUGGCGGAUGGGAGGUUGGCUGAGGCUGCCAGUGCAUUGCGUGCGGGUGCACGAGCCGAUGGUCUGCGCGUUCGGGAUCGACGUGAACAUGAUGCAGCCCGUGUGUCCGCACUAGUUCAGCUUGCCUCGCUACAUUCACAACGAGGACACUGGCAUAAAGCUCUUUCAGCCUAUAAGGAUGCCUUGCAAAUAUUGCCUGACUCAAACGCCCCCAUUGUCGGCUGGACUCGACAUAAUGUAUUAUCGAUGGCAAGUAAAGUACAUAUGCAGUUACAUCAAUGGACUCAAGCUGAACACAGCAUUCUAUCAGCGUUGUCGCUCGCCCCGAAUCAUGUCGCCACUCACCUAGCUCUAGCGCAAAUUGUUUCUAGAAAUGUAAGCAGAAGUAUGGAAGCCGAGGUCUGGUAUAAAAAAGCAGUAACACUUGCCCCGGAUGAUCCUACAGUUAGAGAUCAAUUUGGUAUGUUCCUGAGAUCGCAGCGCCGUUUACUUGAAUCUGCAGAGCAGUUGGUAAAAGCCGCUCGGCUCUCUCCAACUAACAGUGCUCGAGCUACAACAGCGGCUCGUGCUUUAAGAGACGCAAGGCGAUGUCGAUCAGCUGAAAGAUGGUAUGCCAGAGCAGUAGAAUUGAACCCUGAGGAUGCAGAGCAUCAUUCCAAUCUCGGCGCAAUCUUGCAUUUGAAUGGAAAAUAUGUGGCAGCUGCCUCCUCAUACCGCCGGGCGUUACAAUUGCAACCUAAUGAUCAAAUAACAAUCACGAACCUAAAGAGAGUCAGAAAAUUAAUUACCAACCAAAAGAAAAAAUAA
Danaus chrysippus (African queen) is the source of this 2904-nucleotide messenger RNA. Lineage: Eukaryota; Metazoa; Arthropoda; Insecta; Lepidoptera; Nymphalidae. The record is from the annotation of a GenBank genome assembly.